Messenger RNA from Thalassophryne amazonica, 2210 nucleotides. RefSeq names its product aspartate dehydrogenase domain containing (gene aspdh). Lineage: Eukaryota; Metazoa; Chordata; Actinopteri; Batrachoidiformes; Batrachoididae. The coding region runs from base 526 to 1395 and encodes 289 amino acids. Gene Ontology annotation, molecular function: NADP binding; L-aspartate dehydrogenase [NAD(P)+] activity. Gene Ontology annotation, biological process: NAD+ biosynthetic process. The record is from RefSeq and is a predicted model, not a curated record. The transcript has 7 exons.
AAAUAUCACAUUGUCAUGACUUUUACCGUCUUCAUGGCUACGGGUACUACGACCCAGUACUGCAGGCAUCACAAAAUGCUUCUCAACACCACUAACAACAAUAACUUUUUAAAAAAAUUAUUCACUAAUUUUUUAAUGGUUUUAUGAUUUUCUAAUGGUUAAUCACAAAAAACGUAGGUAGGAACCCAUUUCUUCGGCUGUUAGGGGGAACAUUUUAAUGUACUUUACACCAGAUUUUGAAUGCUUUGUGAACCAUUGGCAAUAAUGGAGGAGAUUAGUAUUAACUCCGCGGAUAUGGAAAGCAACAAUGAUUAACUCGGGCCUACACUUUGUCCUGUGCGUGUCUGUGACUGAGCGCAGUGGGCUGGUAGUUGUGCUGUUUGUUGGGAGACACAGCUCUGGAUUACUGCCGGAGUAUCGGGUGAGUUAAGCAAUAAAUGUAGGUGUUGAAGACAAGACAAAGCAACACAGAUAUGCAGUCAGAUCAAAACAUAAGUGUGUGUGUGUGUUUUUAGUUGCUCUGCAAUGUUUGUGUUUGGUCUCUUUGCACAGGACAUGAGUUCGAGUACUUCAUCCUCCCUAAGGAUUGGAGUUGUUGGAUAUGGGCACUUAGGCCAGUAUCUGGUCCAGAGGAUCCUGAACGAGGGAGCUGUUCUCGGAUUAACUCUGGCAUUCGUUUGGAACAGAAAUUCAGACAAGUUGAAAGGUUUAGUCCCUGAUGAUCUCAUACUCUGUGACCUGUCAUCCUUUGCAGACAGGUGCUGUGAUGUCAUCGUUGAGGUGUGUCAUCCUCAGAUGGUGAAGGACUUUGGGUGUCACUUUCUGUCUCAGUCUCAUUUCAUGGUGGGAUCUCCUUCCGCCCUCUCUGAUCCUGACCUCAACCAGCAGUUGCGUCAGGCUGCUCAGCAGUAUGGUCGGACGCUCUACAUCCCCAGUGGUGCAUUAUGGGGAGGCCAGGACAUCCAGAGGCUCAAUGAUAGUGGAGGCUUGAAGGCUUUGUUUAUAAGAAUGGCCAAGCAUCCAUCCUGCUUCCGGCUGCCAGGAGACGUUCUCAGUGACUGGUCAGAAGGAGAGGGUAGGCGUGUUAUACUCAGAGGUUCUGUGGCAGAAUUGUGUCCUUUGGCACCGAACAACAUUAACACUAUGGCAGCAGCAGCAAUAGCAGCAGGGACACUCGGCUUCUCUGGUGUUCAGGGAGAGAUCGUGUCCGAUACAAGGUUAAGAGACUACCAUGUGGUAGAGGUGGAGGUGACAGGACCCGAUGGCUUUUCUGUGCACACAGUAAGGCGGAAUCCAGCCAAACUCGGAGCUGUAACUGGAAUCGCCACAUAUGGCUCCUUCUGGAAUAGUUUACUAGUUUGCAAAGGUCAUGGGGCCAGAAUAUACUUGUGUUGACACCGAUGAACCCUGCAAGAGACUUGCAUCCUCACGUCCUGUGACUGGUGGGAUAGGCUCCACCCCGUGACCUUUGAUUGGAGUAAGCUGGUAUAGGAAAUGAAUGAAUUACAUAGGUGAUGUUAAACUACACCACCAGACGAGGACAAAUCAGUUGUGGUUUUGUAGAUCAGUAUGCUACCGACACCAAAUAAAGACGUUUUUUCUCAAUAAACCCUCAUUAAACAGAAGAUGAGCCAGUUAUCUGUUACCACAUUCAGGUAUCCAUAUUAAACUUUAUUACAAGUUCAUCUGGUGCAAAGAUUCAAACAGUUGAAAUGUUACACAGGGUGCACCAAGUUCACAUUUUAAAACCUUUUUCCCCCUCCAUAACAUCAGACCUACUUUACCUCCUUCCCCCCAUUCACCUGAAAACAUAUCAGUCCCAUCUCCAUUCAUCUUUCUCAUUUCUUUCACAAAUAAAUACUUGCAGUAACAGGCAGUCCCAGGAACAAUCAUCCCCAAACGGGAGGGUCACAUCUUCUCAGAAUUUGCCACAAAGGCGGCGAUACAGUAAGGCGCAGAAAUAACUCAGAGGAAAUGCCACUUUUAUCAACGCUGGAGAACAAAGUGCUUUUAAUGUAUUUUCUGGCUGGUUCUGUAGGUUCUACAUUUUUAUUUUUACUCUGAUGAAUUUUAUGGUAAAGAAGGCAUUUGAAAUAAAACAUCUUAAAGUUAAAACACCACCAGCUUUGCACUGGUGGGACAGUUCAGCUCAUCACCUCACAGCUUGAUUGAUCUUAUUUUGUAAAAUUUAAUGCACAAAGUAUAUGCAU